AUGGUGUCAAAGUGUUCAAUCACAGGCUUAGCCUCGUACCUAGCCCUCGCUUCUUCCUUCUUCGCCAAAGAAGUGCAGUCUGCUACCAAGGCACAGUAUACCCGGGAAGCAUCCACUGCCAUCAAGGCUCUCAACAGUAACUGGUACAAGCAAGACACCGGUUUGUGGGAUGAUGCUUGGUGGCAAAGUGCCAAUGCCCUCACAACCCUCGCUGACUUUGCCGUCUUGCAGCCUGGAGCCGCAAAGUCACUGGGCAUCGCCAACACUAUAGGCAACACAGUAAAAAAUGCCCCCAAAAAGUUCCCUGGUUUCGUUAACCAGUUUUACGAUGACGAAGGCUGGUGGGCCUUGGGGCUAAUUCACUCGUAUGACGCAACAAGAGAUGCGAGCUAUCUUGAAACGGCGGCCGACAUUUUUAAUAAUAUGCAAACCGGCCGUGGUACUCCUUGCAAAGGCGGGAUUUUUUGGAACAAGGAUCGCGAAUAUGUUAACGCAAUUGCCAACGAACUUCAUAUUACAGUUGCUGCUUCAUUGGCUAAUCGCAUUCCUACCAACCGAACGUACGCUCAGAUUGCAAAAGAUGAGUGGCACUGGUUCCAGAAGAGCGGUAUGAUUAAUAGCCAGAAUCUGAUUAAUGACGGUCUCGAUUCAAACUGCAAGAACAAUGGCUCACAAACUUGGUCCGUAAAUCAAGGUGUAAUAUUGGGGGGGUUGACCGAACUUUCGAGAGACUCUCUACUGGGCGCCGGUGUCCUUGACACUGCCAGAACUUUAGCUAUGGCAGCCAUUCAGGCGCUCUCCAAUAAGGACGGCAUUCUGGUCGAGAUAGAUAAAUGCGAGACGCAAAAGGAGGCCUGCGGAUUCGACGGCAAGCAAUUCAAGGGAGUCUUCGUCCGAAACUUGGGAUAUUUGAAUCAGGCUCUCAAAGAUGGAGAUAUCAGGGCUUUCAUCUUGAAGAACGCUGACUCAGUAUGGAACACAGACCGUGAUGACACCAACAAAAUGGGCGUUGCGUGGACAGGACCUGUCAUUGCUGCCAAUGGCGCCUCUCAUGGGAGUGCUCUGGAUGUCUUGGUGGCGGCAGUUCGAGUUGCCUAG
This is a messenger RNA of Metarhizium robertsii ARSEF 23, 1098 nucleotides long. RefSeq names its product glycoside hydrolase family 76 protein. The coding region runs from base 1 to 1098 and encodes 365 amino acids. The transcript has a single exon. The record is from RefSeq and is a predicted model, not a curated record. NCBI's taxonomy places the organism in Eukaryota, Fungi, Ascomycota, Sordariomycetes, Hypocreales, Clavicipitaceae. Gene Ontology annotation, biological process: carbohydrate metabolic process.